This is a messenger RNA of Aspergillus affinis, 651 nucleotides long. RefSeq names its product putative MFS monocarboxylate transporter. Lineage: Eukaryota; Fungi; Ascomycota; Eurotiomycetes; Eurotiales; Aspergillaceae. The record is from RefSeq and is a predicted model, not a curated record. Gene Ontology annotation, cellular component: fungal-type vacuole membrane. Bases 1 to 651 code for a protein of 216 amino acids. The transcript is spliced from 3 exons.
AUGGGCGUGUCUCGUUGGUUCUUGAUAAUGUGCCUGGCGCUGGCUAUGAGCUCGUUCUCAACGACUACCACGCACUUGAUGCUCUCACAGGGCAUCUUGUACGGCGUCGGGUCUAGCAUCGCAUACACACCGUUGGUCAUCUUCAUGAACGAGUGGUUCGAGCGCAAGAGGGGUCUCGCAUUUGGCAUCAUCCACCGCCCCCGUCCAUUAAAUUGCAGCUUCCUGAAAGAACGCUCUUUUGACAUCUAUCAGCUCGGCAACACACUCGAAUCCUUCGGUUUCUUCCUCCCUACUAUCUAUCUACCCUCGUACGCGCGCACCCUAGGGGCCUCGAAUCGAAACGCCUCUAUAACCGCCAUCCUCUUCAACAUUGGCACGAUCAUCGGUUCUACCAUAAUGGGUACAUUCGUCGACCGGUACCACGCUACAACAUGUAUCAUGACAUCCACAAUCGGAGGCACAAUCGCGGUGUUCGUGCUCUGGGGCGUAUCAAUGAGUUUAGCCCCCGUUAAUCCGUAUGCGGAUGACGGUAUGGUCUUUGCCUUCCUUUGUGUGGAUAGGGGUAUUGGUAAUGUGAUUAGCCGGCCAUGGAGUGACGCGUUGAUGAAGACGGAUUGGAGAGGCGUGGGGGAUGCGUAUGCUGGGUCGUAG